UCGAAGUCCAGCCCGGAUCUGAUCUCAUCGCUCUCUCUCACUUCCCCUCUUUACCACUCCUCCCAUCCAUCAUCCCCUUCUCUCUCUCAGAUCAAAUGCUUCUAAUUCUAAGCAACGAAUUUCCUCACUCACAUUCCCCAUCGCUCCACAAAUAUUCUUCCAUUUCCAAUUUCGUCUGCAUUGCUAUCAUCUAAGCACUCACUGAGAGAGAAGUCAAAGCGCACUCACACACUGCACCUGCUUCGUCAAUGUCACUUGGCAUUCAUUAAUGGCGGCGUGUUCCAGAGGCUUCUCAACGACGCCGUUUGAUUUCAAGCUCAGAAUAAGGCGACUCAAUGCCGCUCUGCUUCCCAGAAAGCGUAGAAAGCUCUUCUUCCACGCUGAUCGAGUUCCACUCGCUAAUGGCGUAGUACGCUGUUGCUGUUCCGACUCGGUCACUCCGAUUCGCAGAACCAGUGGUUCUGCCAACGGCGGCGAUAAGAACGAGGAAUGGAGGCUCGAUCCCAAAAAACCCCCUCACACUCUCAGAGUGAGGGUUCAAGCCUCCCCUGCCGCAAUGCCUUUCGCUUCUCCACCAUCAUUUCUGAAGCAGGAAAAGUUCUUUCCUCGUUGCACCCCAAGAAACUCUGGCCCACAGUCACGUGAUACGCCCCCCAAACGAGAUACUGGUAUCGCGAAUGAGAAGGACUGGGGUAUCAGCUUGUUAAAUGAAAAUGUUAAUGAGUCCGGCACUAAUGAAGAUGGGAGUACCUGGUAUCGAGAAAGUGGGGAAGAACUGGGUGAAAAUGGAUAUAGAUGUAGAUGGACAAGAAUGGGUGGUCAAUCCCAUGAUGGUUCCUCAGAAUGGAAAGAAACGUGGUGGGAGAAGAGUGACUGGACCGGAUAUAAGGAGCUAGGUGUAGAGAAGUCUGGUAGAAAUUCUGAGGGGGAUUCUUGGUGGGAAACGUGGCAGGAAAAUCUUCAUCAAGAUGAAUGGAGUAACAUAGCAAGAAUAGAAAGGAGUGCACAAAAACAAGCAAAAUCAGGGACUGAAAAUGCUGGAUGGUAUGAGAAAUGGUGGGAAAAAUAUGAUGCUAAAGGCUGGACUGAGAAAGGGGCACAUAAGUAUGGUAGACUGAAUGAACAAUCAUGGUGGGAAAAGUGGGGAGAAAAUUAUGAUGGGAGAGGGUCUGUCCUCAAAUGGACAGAUAAAUGGGCUGAAACUGAGCUUGGAACAAAAUGGGGAGACAAGUGGGAGGAGAGGUUCUUUAAAGGCAUAGGUUCAAGACAUGGAGAAACAUGGCACGUAUCUCCAAGCAGUGAACGUUGGUCAAGAACUUGGGGAGAAGAACACUUUGGAAAUGGGAAAGUCCAUAAGUAUGGAAAUAGCACUACUGGUGAGAGCUGGGAUAUAGUUGUAGACGAGGAAACUUAUUAUGAGGCGGAACCUCAUUAUGGAUGGGCGGAUGUGGUGGGUGAUUCAACACAAUUACUUUCAAUAGAGCCUCGGGAGAGGCCUCCUGGUGUCUUCCCUAAUUUGGACUUUGUCUCGCCUCCAUCGCCUCAACCUGAUGCUGAUGCUGAUGAUGACUUGCCUCAAGAUUUGCAAUGAACAUCUCACAAGCAUUAUUUAUUUUCUCCAAUUUUAGCCAUCGUAACUCAUUUUGUAACAUUAUGGAUCCAUCAUUUUAUUCAUUCUUUCCAUUUUAAUGUUCUUUCUCCUACCUUUUUUUUAUUCCUUUGGCUUCCUACUUAAAUUAUUUAUAAUUUAUGACAUCCACGUUAAUUUUUUGUCAUAUUAUUGGAUACUGUUUCUAAUUUA
Molecule: messenger RNA, 1801 nt
Organism: Cajanus cajan (pigeon pea)
Lineage: Eukaryota; Viridiplantae; Streptophyta; Magnoliopsida; Fabales; Fabaceae
Product: inactive purple acid phosphatase-like protein
Biological process (GO): starch metabolic process; regulation of starch metabolic process
Cellular component (GO): starch grain; chloroplast stroma
Molecular function (GO): starch binding
Source: RefSeq, a predicted model, not a curated record